Messenger RNA from Oryzias latipes (Japanese medaka), 5568 nucleotides. RefSeq names its product neuropilin-1a. Gene Ontology annotation, cellular component: plasma membrane; focal adhesion; axon. Gene Ontology annotation, molecular function: vascular endothelial growth factor binding; vascular endothelial growth factor receptor activity; semaphorin receptor activity. Gene Ontology annotation, biological process: sprouting angiogenesis; regulation of vascular endothelial growth factor receptor signaling pathway; vascular endothelial growth factor signaling pathway. NCBI's taxonomy places the organism in Eukaryota, Metazoa, Chordata, Actinopteri, Beloniformes, Adrianichthyidae. The record is from RefSeq and is a predicted model, not a curated record.
GUGCAAGCAUGCGUCGGGAGCUCACAGAGGGCGCACCGGUGUCAGUUUCCUCCAGCCCUCCUUCGCAGCGGUGGCUCCUGCUCGUUGCGCGCAGCUGCGUCUCGGAGCAGGAAUUUUGGGGAGUGGAAAUUUCGCCGCGACUGUUUAGGCUCGCGUGGCGUCUGUGACAUUUCAGCCGUGGCGGUCAGAGGGAGCGGAGAGACGCGGACACACAGCCGUGCUGCUAAGCGGGAGAUUGGCGCUCCGAUGGUGAUCGAAGCUUAACUCGCCAUUCUUCUCUCAUUGUUUUUGAUAUUUCAAUAUUCAAGCUCUUGGAAACAAACAACACAUUCUUGUUGGAUAUCUAAAGUGAAAGAUUUGCGUCGUAAUCCAACGCGCACAGCUUCCACUUUGGCGGAUUUUUCUCUUCUUUUUUUAAAUCUGGAUUAUUAUUUCAGCAUUGUCUUUUUUCCAUGACAUGGUACUUGCACCCCAUCAGGGCUCAUUUUUGAAGCUCCCAAGAUGCUGAGGAUCCUACCACCGCCAGAGCUCUUACUUUGAGACAUUUUGCCUGUUUUCUCCUGACUCUCUGGACGGAAACUCUGUGGACAUUUGUUGCAAUUUUUCUUAUUUUUCAGAACAUCACCGGUGUUUUAAGGAUGCUUAGUGGAUUGCUUUUGUUCUUUUUCACUCAAGUCCUCUUGGUGUCUUCAUUGGCUCAGACUGAUAUAUGCGGGGGGAACAUAGUCAUCCACACUGCGGACUACCUGACCUCCCCGGGUUACCCCAGCGCGUACCCGCCCUCCCAGCAGUGCGUGUGGGUCAUAACUGCCCCGGAACCCAGCCAGAGGAUCCUAAUCAACUUCAAUCCGCAUUUCGAUCUGGAGGACAGAGAGUGCAAGUACGACUACGUGGAAGUCUACAACGGGGGCGAUGAGUUUUCGCCCAUGUUGGGGAAGUGUUGUGGGAAAAUAGCGCCGGCUCCGAUCGUCUCCACCGGGGGCCAGCUCCUCAUAAAGUUUGUUUCCGACUAUGAGACCCACGGGGCAGGCUUCUCCGUCCGAUACGAGGUUUUCAAAACAGGUCCAGAAUGUUCCAGGAAUUUCACAGCCCCCACGGGAGUCAUCAAGUCACCGGGCUUCCCGGACAAGUACCCCAACAAUCUGGACUGCACCAUCAUGAUCUUUGCCCCCAAGAUGUCUGAGAUUGUAGUGGAGUUUGACAGCUUCGAUAUGGAGCCCGAUACCACGCCUCCGCCAGGCGCCCAGUGUCGAUACGACUUCCUGGAAAUCUGGGACGGCUUUCCUGCAGUGGGUCCUCACAUCGGCCGGUACUGCGGCCAAACCUCACCGGGAAGAGUCAUCUCCUACACUGGAGUGCUGUCCAUGACCAUCACCACCGACAACGCCAUAGUCAAGGAGGGAUUCUCAGCCAAUUACACUAUUCGGGAGAGGAGACGCCCCCCUGGAUAUGAGGACAGCGAUUCCAGCUGUGACGAGCCGCUGGGAAUGGAGUCGGGGGAAAUCCCCUCAGAGCACAUCACAGCUUCCUCACAGUACAACUCCAACUGGUCCCCAGAACGCUCGCGGCUCAACUACCCGGAGAACGGCUGGACACCGUCAGACGACACCAUCCGGGAGUGGAUUCAGGUGGAUCUGGGGUUCCUGCGGUUCAUCACUGCCAUCGAGACACAGGGUGCAAUCUCAAAGGAGACCAGGAAGCGCUACUUUGUCCGCACGUACAAAGUGGACCUGAGCUCCAACGGAGAGGACUGGGUCACAGUGAAGGAGGGCUCAAAGCAGAAGAUCUUUGAAGGGAAUGUAAAUCCCACCGACGUGGCUCGAGCCCUCCUCCCCAAACCCACCCUGACUCGCUACAUUCGCAUCCGACCCAUGACCUGGGAGCAAGGCAUCUGCAUGCGCUUCGAGGUCUACGGCUGCAGGAUAUCAGAUUCCCCGUGUUCAGUGAUGUUGGGAAUGGUGUCAGGGCAGAUCACCGACGCUCAGGUCAGCGCCUCGUCCUACGCCGACCGUGGCUGGGUGGCUGAGAACGCCCGGCUCUUGACGGGCAGGUCCGGCUGGACUGGACAGCAAAUCAAGCAGCCCUUCAGGAACGAGUGGCUGCAGGUGGAUCUGGGCCAGGAUAAGAUGGUGAGUGGUGUGAUGAUCCAGGGCGGGAAACACCGCGACCGCAACGUCUUCAUGAAGAAGUUCAAAGUCGGCCACAGUCUGGAUGGCGAUCAUUGGACCUUCAUCAAGGAGGAGAACACGACCAGAGCCAAGGUUUUCACUGGAAACCAGAACCAUGAAACGCCAGAGGUGAGGACAGUUGGACUUCUGCGGACUCGUUUCGUCAGGAUUUACCCAGAGAGGGCCACCGCCGAGGGCAUCGGCCUCCGCCUGGAGCUGCUGGGCUGCGAGCUGGAGGACCUAACGAGCCCGGCUCCGCCCACCACGCCACUCGGCCCUACAUUUUUCGUCACCACCUUCGGCGCCACCACCACGGCCCCGACCACGGUGCCGAGCACCACACAGAGCUUGGACUGCCAUGAAGGUCAGCUGAACUGCGGCACGGAAGCGGAAGGGCUUGAUUUGGAUGAGACAGAACCAGGAGGCACCGCCACGGCCAACUCCGUCACCGACAUGCCAGCUUACGUCUGGUUCGCCUGCAGCUUUGACACGCCGUCGCUGUGCGGCUGGAACGGAGAGCGUAGCUCAGGAGCAGAAUGGGUCAUCCACACCAGCGAGGAGUCUGCCGUCCACAGAGGGCCCAUCUUUGACCACACAGGCAGACCUGGGAACUUCAUCCACAUGCAGCUGACUGACAGAGACGCUCCGAGUAAAACUGGUGGGGAGAACAAUGAGGAGGUCAGGGUGGCCAGGCUGAUCAGCCCCUCCAUCAACACACAAGACACCAGCCUCUGCAUGUCGUUUUGGUACCACUUGUCCACCGGACACAAUGGUGCGCUGCUUGUCAAGUACAGAAGGGAUGAGGAGGCGAUCCUGUGGGUCAGUGACAAACACAAGGGCAGCCGGUGGAGGGAGGGACGCGUUUCGCUGCCGAGGUCAAGCCACUCCUUCCAGGUGGUGGUAGAGGGCAUUGCAGACAGACACAGCACAGGCCACAUAGCUGUGGACAACAUCCAGAUCAUGGAUGGACUCAGCAGUGACGAUUGCAGGGAUCCAGAAGUCCCCACGUCUCCACCAACUGAGAUCCUGAUGCUCCCCAUUGACUCCUUCUCACAGGAUUCUGGUAAACCCAGCGGCCAGAGCAACAUGCUGGAGACCCUGGAUCCCAUCCUGAUCACCAUCAUCGCCAUGUCGGCGCUGGGUGUCUUCCUGGGCGCCAUCUGCGGUGUGGUGCUGUACUGUGCCUGCUCACAGGGCAGCAUGACAGACAGGAACUUGUCCGCCUUGGAAAACUAUAACUUUGAGCUUGUGGACGGCGUGAAGCUAAAGAAGGACAAAAUGAACGGACAGACGAAUAAUUACUCAGAGGCGUGAGUGGGACUCAAGGGGCGGAGCUGUGACUGCUCUGUGAUGGACAUGCAGCCAGUCAGGACAGAGGGAGGCGUGGCUGAAGCCAACAAUGGGACGGCAGGGUGGGCUGACAUUGAGCCGAUUCUAUUCUAAUUCUCAGGAGUGGCAGUGGAAGAGACUGACCUGUAGGGGGCACUGUGUAAAAAAUUUGUACAGCUAAAAAAAGAAAGAAAACUACAGAUUCUCUGUUUUUUGGACGUGCUUUGUUCAUGUAAUCACAUGCUGGUGUUGAGACCAAUUCAGAGGGGAGAAAUGGUUUUGUGUCGUUUUAUGAAAGGCCUUUCGUUUGUCGUUCAGACGUCGUCGUUUCACAGAAUGAGCAAAGCUUGUGAAACUUGGGCUCCUUAGCUGCUCAUACGUCCUGGUGAGAGUGUGAACGUGCACAUUUGCAUUGAAGGCACGUAGAUAGAUGAACACGUGAGGUGUGUGCUUGUGUGAGUGCGAGUGAAGCAGGCGCCAUCAGGCCCCGUUGACCUGCAUCCAGCUCCGGCAGUGCCUUUUUUCUUUAUUCCCACCCUCCAGUUUUUCUGUUGCCUUUGGUUCCGCUGGUUCUUUCCUCAUCAGCUGAAAGCUCCUUCACAGAAAGAGCAUCUGCAGACUGCGAUCAGAGCAGCGCUUCGAGGCUCCUGGUCUGUACAUCCUCAUGCCUUCUUGACGAUUGUUCUCACAUGGACUAAACUCUUGAACGAUCUUUAGCUUCUGGAAGCCAGAAGAAGUCGCGUCGGAGCUCCGAAAGCCUCAUUUUCAUGGCACAUGACACAUCCAACAGAUUGUACAUACGUUUUAAUAUAUUUGAGCACCCUCUUUUAUAGAAAAAGGAUCAAAGUGCUGCAGCAUCCUUUCCUUUCUUUGUGGAAAUGAAGCUCCUGGUUUGUUCCAGACGGAUGGUUACAAAGAGUCUUUUUUUCACCACAGGGUAAAACGGAAAACCUCAGCACCAGGAAAAUGGAUCAUGGGCCACAAUCAAGGUUCUUCUCUGUGUCUCAGAACAUUACUGUUUGAGAUUUAUCAGGAAGACUGCCCUAAAAAGACAUGAGGGGUUCAGAACUGGAUUUCUGGAUUAAAAACUCCUUGGAUUCUUCUCCUAAUGGAAAUGGUUGCAUUUUGAUGUUUUUUCUUCAUUAAAUUACUUGAAAUGAAGUGAAAGUGUCUUUGUUCAAAUUGGCAAAAAGCAAUUUUAAAACUUUUUGAGCAAUUAAAUUCCUCAAUCACUUUGUUUUACUUACUAAAAGCCAAUUCUGUUGUUAUUGGUGUUGAUUUUUUUAAGUAAUUAGCCUGAAUUUGAAUUUAAUUUACUCAAAAUUUACUGUGUUUUAAAUUUGCACAACAAAAAUGAACCAAAUCAGCCUCCAGACAGUCAUUGACUUCAUUUUAAAGUAGUUAUGAUUCAUCCUAUAGAGAAACUUGACUCUGUUUGGCCGCUGAAACUUUUCCUGGUUUUUCACUGCACUCACCUUCAGAGCAGAAAACUAAAGCAUUUGACAUGGUAGAAAAGAUGCUGCAGCACUCAAAGUGAAAACAAAUGUUGCACUGAUAUAUUUAAAAAAAACUCUAUGUGUUUAUAUUGUUGAUUAAGGAGAGAAGUGGUGGGGAGAGAACAGUGUUAUUGUUCCUUUUGCUUUUCCACAGUGUUAGAGCUCUAAAAUGUACAAUUUGCAGAGAUGGGUUUCAUUCUCAAAGCGUCUGUUUUGAAGCGUAACUGUUUUAUUUACUUGCUAUAAUAUCACCUUGUGUUCUGUACUGUCACUGAUUGUACGUGCCAUGGUUUCCUUACUUUUUUUUCUUUGUAUGAAAAGUAAAGAGCUAUUUUUUUUGUCGGUAUCUUUUCUGUAAUUUGUCGUCUCGUUAAAAAAGAAAAAGACAAACAAAAAAAGGACAUGUGGAAGUGAAAAGAAUUGGAACGCAGUGAGGCCUUAUGUGACUAAAAGUAUUGUUUGUACUUUGACUUUCUGGCCAGAACCCAGACUCAUCUGUCGCUGUUGUCUCAGACUCUCAUCACUGACUAUUACAUUCCAAAGAGUUGGAUCAAAUAAAUGUUUUAAGUAACAAA